Molecule: messenger RNA, 639 nt
Organism: Nicotiana tabacum (common tobacco)
Lineage: Eukaryota; Viridiplantae; Streptophyta; Magnoliopsida; Solanales; Solanaceae
Source: RefSeq, a predicted model, not a curated record
AUGACAGAUGAUAGUGGAUCAGCGGUUGCAAUAUUAUUAGGCGAACUAAUAAUCUCGGUGAAAUUUCUUGAUAUGACCGCCGCAGAUAUCUGUGAAAUAAUCUCGGUAAAGAAACAACCAUUACCUCUUGAACAUGUUCGACAGUGUCUUCCUCAUAAACUCUUCAAGAUACAACCGAGGAAAGCAUUUUCUAGAACUUCUGAUAUGCGGUUGUUCAUUGUGUCCUACUUUGUCAAGGAAGAUUUGUUUCAGUUGCCCGCACCAGUAGCCUCUGAAGAAAUUGGAGAAAGCAGUAACACUAAAUUAGAAAAUGUUGCAACAAGGAAAGAGCUGAAGAAAGAGUUAGAAAGCUGGAGAAAGCAGUCAGUCGACUAUGGAAGAAGUUACACCCAGAGAAGAGCUGGAGAACGAGUUAACUACAGAAGUUGGCUCUUCUACCAAAAGGCAACAAACUGAGCUGGAGACACCCCCCCCAAGAAAAAAUGAAGGUUAAUAAACUUUGUCUCUACUUUUUUAUUACUCUUUUUAACAUGAAGAAUAAAUAAGUCACACAGAACUCAAAUAAAAAUAGAUGUAACAAUGACAACAUCAAAAUUGGAAGAAACCUUUGAAGUUUCAUCUGGUCUUGGUACCUUCGAA